GGCCCUGUUGUUAAAGCGCUUGUGUAUUGCAAACCGGACGACCGUGCCGUGAAAACACCGAGCUCCAGCACUGCGAAGUGUUUUCCUACCAGUUUCUGCCCAAUUGCCGGUUCCGUUUCAAUCAACGCAAAACAAAGCGCCAGCACGCGCCCGCUAUCAAUUCCCGAUCAUACACACAUUCAACGCUACUGGCCCAUCGUGUCCAAGCAAGCGUGCUGCCGAUACGUCCUGCUGCCGCCCUCCUAACCUCAACCCGGCGAAAAAGACAGAAUGUCGCACACCAUCCUGCUGGUGCAGCCGGGGCAGCAUCCGGAAACGCGCACCUACAGCGACUACGAGAGCGUGAACGAGUGCAUGGAGGGGGUGUGCAAGAUCUACGAGGAGCAGCUGAAGCGGCGCAACCCCAACACACCGACCAUCACCUACGACAUUAGCCAGCUUUUCGACUUUGUCGAUCAGCUAAUCGAUCUCAGCUGCCUCGUCUACCAGAAGUCGACCAACACCUACGCGCCCUACAACAAGGAAUGGAUAAAGGAGAAAAUCUACGUGCUGCUGAGGCAGGCGGCCGGCACCAACGCGUAAUGCAAGCUCCUGUCUCUUCUAUUACCCUUUCUCUACACUUUCUUUAUUUUGUUUUUCUUUCUUUCGGGGCGGUCAUCUCUCCCUUUCUGGUGUCUCCCCACACACACACACACACUUUUGAAGUAUUGAGCCCACCCGUUGUGACCCUUUCGGUUACGCAGCGGAAAUCUUUCUUUUUGUUCCAUCCCUUCCGCAUCGUUUCGUUCGUUGGAGCAUGUUUUAAUAUGAUUAUGCUGCACAGAAACACAUACCCACAAUCACUGUGAGACACACGGGAGAAGGAGAGAGGAUGGCCAAACCGUACUUAAAUCUGUAGCGUGUAAGCAAAUCUUGAACUAUCAACGCAAGCAAUCCGCAAAAAACCCUCCCACAGAGAGUUAACGGGGUUGUGUGCGGGUGUGUGUGUGCAUCAACGUCAACUUUGUGUAAAAUAAUUAGUAAGCGCAAACAUAGAGUACGAGAUGGAUCGAGCAAAUUCAUGAAUCUGAAUAAAAAUGAAUAUUUUUUCACUACA
Molecule: messenger RNA, 1096 nt
Organism: Anopheles merus
Lineage: Eukaryota; Metazoa; Arthropoda; Insecta; Diptera; Culicidae
Product: enhancer of rudimentary homolog
Exons: 3
Coding region: 271-582 (103 amino acids)
Source: RefSeq, a predicted model, not a curated record